Messenger RNA from Sitophilus oryzae (rice weevil), 806 nucleotides. RefSeq lists its product as uncharacterized. The record is from RefSeq and is a predicted model, not a curated record. Gene Ontology annotation, molecular function: structural constituent of ribosome. Gene Ontology annotation, biological process: mitochondrial translation. Lineage: Eukaryota; Metazoa; Arthropoda; Insecta; Coleoptera; Curculionidae. Gene Ontology annotation, cellular component: mitochondrion; mitochondrial small ribosomal subunit. The transcript has 4 exons. The coding region runs from base 104 to 700 and encodes 198 amino acids.
GCAAAAUUUCAACAGGAACCAAACAAUUUUCGGGUACAAUUGGUCUGGACAGUCUCUUUGACUUGUUGAUAAAAUACUCCUAGGUAAUUUUAAAGAAAUAGAAAUGCCUAUUAAAUAUAUAGGAAAGAAAUACGAUUUUCGAGGUAAAACGAUAUGGGAGAUCGUAGGAAAUCUGAAAAAUUUCGGAGUAGGACGUAUAAUUACUCGAGGUAGAUUUGAACGAUAUCCAGAACCAUCGUUUAUCAAAAUUCUGAAGGUGGAGACAUUGCCAAAGCCUGAAAAUGAAUCCCUAGACAACUUCAGAAAAGUAAGGGUGCUUGUUGAAAAGACGUUUCGAGGUAAAAAACAUCCAAAACCGAUUCUAAUGGAAUCAACAACUUACAAACCUGAUUACAAACUGAUUCCAAAAGAUGAAGAAGAGAAUUUUUGCAAAAAUAUCGAGAAAACAGAGACUGCUACACGAAUAUUGCCCAGAACCAUGGAAUUCCCUCCACUAAUAAAAAAACUCAUUAUUAAGGAACACUCAGCACUGGGUACGACUCCCAAAAAAGAAGACUUGGAACUACCUAUUGCCUACAACAAAAUCAGUAAAAAUUUGAAAUACAAGAUUGCUAAAGAAGGUGAAGAACCUACUGAAAAAAUCAGUCUAGGCCUUGGGAAACCUUACGCUGACAGAUUAUAUAAAGGAAUAGACUUAUAAUUCUAUUGUAUAUUUGAUAAUUUUAUUAUAAACAAUAAAUAAUAAUUAUUUAGGUUUAAAAAAGUUCAUCAGAGAUGUCUGAUUGCCUGAAGGAGUCUUCUUUAAA